Molecule: messenger RNA, 2013 nt
Organism: Lodderomyces parapsilosis
Lineage: Eukaryota; Fungi; Ascomycota; Pichiomycetes; Serinales; Debaryomycetaceae
Gene: PHM5
Product: endopolyphosphatase
Exons: 1
Coding region: 1-2013 (670 amino acids)
Biological process (GO): polyphosphate catabolic process
Cellular component (GO): fungal-type vacuole; membrane
Molecular function (GO): endopolyphosphatase activity; exopolyphosphatase activity
Source: RefSeq, a predicted model, not a curated record
AUGAAUACUACACCUACUGAAAAGAAAAAUGGUUACCAAUCACAUUUGCAUCGCAACUCAUCAACUUCAUGGAGGAGGAACAUGAGUCUAUCGUUGCUCAGUUUAUUGUUAUUAGUCCCCAUGUACCAGUACCUUUACACAACGACAAUCACAAACAACCUAGUCACCCCAACAUCUCCGUACUCAUCCAUCGAGACAUUGGAAUUGACAACCUCAGAAAAGGAUGACUUGCAAAGACUUGGACUUACUCCUAAAAAACCUAUCAAAAUUGUCACUAGUGAAAAAGGUGAACAAGUCAUUCAUGGUAGGUUUCUCCACAUCACUGAUAUACAUCCUGAUCCAUAUUUCAAAGAAGGUCUGUCAUUUGAUGAAAUGUGUCAUGGAUCCAAGGGUAAUGCUCACAAAUAUGGCGAUGCUAUAUCUGGAUGUGACGCACCAAUGGAAUUAAUGCAAGGCACGAUAAAAUGGAUUGAGGAGAAUUUAAAAGACAAGAUUGAUUUUAUUGUUUGGACUGGGGAUAAUGUACGCCAUGAUAAUGAUCGAAAUUACCCCAGAACCGAACAAAAUAUAUUUGAAAUGAAUGAACAUGUGAGUAAAUUGAUGUAUGAAACUUUUAAAAAAAAGGAUACUCCUGAAUUGGCUGUUGAUUUGAUUCCAAGUUUGGGUAAUAAUGAUGUAUACCCUCACAAUUUGUUUAGUAUUGGGCCAACUUUACAAACGAGAGAAUUGUUUCAAAUUUGGCAACGCUUCAUCCCACAACUGCAACUACACACUUUUAACCGUGGUGCUUAUUUCUUUAAAGAAGUUAUUCCGGGACAAUUGGCCAUAUUAUCUAUCAAUACACUUUACUUGUAUCAGCUGAAUCCAUUGGUUGAUAAUUGCGACAAGAGGAAACAACCAGGUUACAAGUUAUUUGAAUGGUUGGGUUACGUUUUAAAAGAAUUAAGAGCCAGAAAUAUGAAGGUGUGGUUAACUGGACAUGUGCCACCAAAUGAAAAAAAUUUCGACUUGACAUGCUUGAGAAAGUAUGUCGUUUGGAUUCAUGAAUUUAGAGACAUCAUUGUUGGUGGGUUGUAUGGACACAUGAAUUUGGAUCAUUUCAUUCCGUUGGAUAGUGUGGCCGCGUACAAAUCCAUCAAAAAGUCACACAAGAGACUGAAAACAAAACAAUUGGAAAUGUUUGAAGUGUUCAAUGAAGAGUAUCAUGAUGAUUUGGAAACUGAUGCAUUGGGAGCCACUUCCUUUUAUCACGCUUUGGACACCAAAUUCGAUGAUUCCUUUUUCAGAGUGCAAGGUGGAAUUCCAUCAAACAAGGUUGCGUAUAUGAAUACCGUACGUGAAGAGGUGUAUGCCAUGAUUAAAGGAAAAAUGAAAUCGGGUGCGCAUGGUGAAAGGUACUCUAUAUCACACGUGGGUGGUUCAGUUGUUCCGACAUUCAACCCCGGCUUGCGAGUAUGGGAGUAUAACAUCACAAACUUGGCUCAUGAAAUGUCAAGUGUUAAAUUUGAACCAUGGGAUAAAUUCUUUUACGAAGUUGAAACUUUGAUUGACAAGCAGGAUUCAUAUACUGAUGAAGAUGAUAACGAAGGCCAUAGUGUUUGGUCAUUCAUUAAACGCGACAAGACUUUCCCACUCCCAAAACCUAAAAAUGCCAAAUUAGGACCCGCUUAUAUCCCUCAAACGUACACUCCAGAGAGAUACGUACAGUAUUAUGCUGACUUGGCAGAGAUCAACAAGAGUGGAAAAAAGUUUGGUUAUGAGAUUGAAUACAGCACCGAUGACAAAUUAUACAAUUUGCCAGUAUUGACUGUUGAAGAAUGGUUAAAGUAUGCAAGAAAGUUGGGAAAGCCAGUAAAAGGAAACACCGUUGUUUCUGAAAAGAAGAAGAAUAAAAAGUCAAAGAAUGGGAAGCCAAAGAAAGGGAGAAGUAGCAAGAAAUUGGAACAAAUGUGGGCUGAAUACUUGAAAAAUACAUUUGUCAGUUCAAAUUAUGAAAAUAGUGGAUUAGGUUAA